GGGGCAGAGGCGGCCAUGGCUUCCGACUCGCGUGCGGCGUCUGGUGUCUCCGGGAGCCGCUUCCUCAUCGUAGGAGGCGGGAUCGCCGGAGUGACGUGCGCCGAACGGCUGGCUGCAGAGUUUCCCUCUGAUGAUAUUUUUUUAAUUACUUCUUCUCCUGUUAUAAAAGCAGUGGUGAACUUCAAACAGGUUUCCCGAACUUUGGAAGAAUUUGAUGUUGAGGAACAAGCAAACAGCAUCUUAGGAAAACGCUACCCCAAUAUUAAAGUUAUACAGUCUGCAGUGAGGCAACUGAAAAGCAAAGAUCAUAGGAUCAUCACUGAAGCUGGUCAGGAGUAUACCUUUGAAAAACUCUGUUUGUGUGCUGGAGCAAAACCCAAGCUGAUUACAGAAGGAAAUCCUUACGUCCUGGGGAUACGAGAUACAGAUAGCGCAGUGGAACUCCAGAAACAUCUAGCAAAAGCUAAAAGAAUAACCAUUGUAGGAAACGGCGGCAUUGCACUAGAAUUGGUGUACAAAAUUGAAGGCUGUGAAGUCAUUUGGGCCAUCAAAGACCAAGCAAUUGGCAAUACUUUUUUUGAUGCAGGGGCAGCUGAGUUUUUGAUUCCAAAGCUCACCGCUGAAAAACCAGAGACUCCGGCAGCUUGUAAAAGAACAAAAUAUACUGUGGCAGAAAGAGAAGAACAAGCUUCGGAGCAUCUUGGGAAAGUAGGAAGUGCCUUGGGCCCUGAUUGGCAUGAGGGCUUGGAUUUAAAGGGAGCAAAAGAGCUUUGCCACCAAGUUCAUAUUGAGAAUCUGUGCGAAAUAAAGAGGAUCUACCUCCAAGAAGAAUUCAAGCUGUCACGGAAAGUAUCCCUGACUUUCCCCAAAACUCUAGAAGGCAAAAGGAGUGAAGAAGCAAAUGAAGAGCUUUGGCCUGUCUACGUGGAACUCACCAAUGGGAAGAUUUAUGGCUGUGACUUCAUUGUUAGCGCAACUGGAGUGACGCCAAACGUUCAGCCAUUCCUUGAUGGUAAUAAUUUUGCGUUAGGUCAAGAUGGAGGUCUAAAAGUCGACAGAUAUAUGCGUACUUCUCUCCCGAACAUCUACGCAGGAGGAGAUAUUUGCACAACCUCAUGGGAGCCCAGCCCCGUUUGGCAGCAGAUGAGGCUUUGGACCCAGGCACGCCAGAUGGGAUGGUACGCUGCAAAAUGUAUGGCUGCUGAUUCUUUAGGAGAACCUCCAGAUACGGAUUUCAGCUUUGAACUCUUUGCUCACUCUACGAAGUUUUUCAAUUACAAGGUGGUGCUGCUGGGAAAAUAUAAUGCUCAAGGCCUGGGCUUGGACCACGAACUGAUGUUGAGGUGCACCAAAGGACAGGAGUACAUCAAAGUGGUGAUGCAGAAUGGACGAAUGCUGGGAGCAGUGCUGAUAGGAGAAACGGAUCUGGAAGAAACCUUUGAAAACUUGAUUCUGAAUCAGAUGGAUCUCUCCCGCUAUGGCGAAGAUCUUUUGGAUCCAAAUAUUGAUAUUGAGGAUUAUUUUGAUUAAACAU
Molecule: messenger RNA, 1534 nt
Organism: Protobothrops mucrosquamatus (brown spotted pit viper)
Lineage: Eukaryota; Metazoa; Chordata; Lepidosauria; Squamata; Viperidae
Gene: PYROXD1
Product: pyridine nucleotide-disulphide oxidoreductase domain 1
Exons: 12
Coding region: 16-1530 (504 amino acids)
Molecular function (GO): oxidoreductase activity; flavin adenine dinucleotide binding
Source: RefSeq, a predicted model, not a curated record